ACCAAGCUGGGUAUAUCAGUCUUAAUCUGCAAAAAUACAGGUGCUGCAAAAACACUAAAAACAGUGCAUCAAGACUAUCGAGAAAGAGAGAGUGUGUGUUAUCGAGAGAAUCUUGCACAUAGAAUCUUCUACUGGACGCCGCAAUCAUGAGAAUGCAAGGGCUCAGUUUCGCGACCCUCAAUAAGAACCCGGCCCUGUAUCCGCUGUACUUCUGCAUAGGACUGGCAAGCUGCGGCGCGUUCUUGUACACGUUACGUCUGGCGACGCGCAGUCCUGACGUUUCCUGGCUGAACAAGAGAGAGGCCGAGCCGUGGAACUAUUACAAGGACAGACAAUACAAGUUCUACGUGUCAAAAGAUGAAAUCAGCAACGCCAAGAGCCCAGCGCCUGAGUAUUGAGCUGCGUCAUGUAAACUAGUUUUAAUAAUGUAUAUUUUAUACGAGUAUAUAUGUAGAAAGAGUGACUUACAGUACUGAGUACUCCAUUAAUAAACAGUGUUUUUGAAAUUGCA
Messenger RNA from Wasmannia auropunctata (little fire ant), 511 nucleotides. Its product is annotated as cytochrome c oxidase subunit NDUFA4-like. Lineage: Eukaryota; Metazoa; Arthropoda; Insecta; Hymenoptera; Formicidae. The record is from RefSeq and is a predicted model, not a curated record. The transcript has 3 exons. Bases 147 to 398 code for a protein of 83 amino acids.